Eremomyces bilateralis CBS 781.70 is the source of this 812-nucleotide messenger RNA. RefSeq lists its product as uncharacterized. The record is from RefSeq and is a predicted model, not a curated record. Bases 116 to 646 code for a protein of 176 amino acids. The transcript has a single exon. NCBI's taxonomy places the organism in Eukaryota, Fungi, Ascomycota, Dothideomycetes, Eremomycetales, Eremomycetaceae.
CAGCAUGGAACACGUAGACAAACCCACAUAGAGGGGCUGAUAAAGUAUUUCAUUUUACACCAUUUCAUAUCAUUUCAGUUUCUUCCAUUUCGCGUGCUCAGCUCUUUUUGAAAUUAUGGAUCAGAACAUGGCACCAGUCCUUGUCCACUCUAACGCACAGAUCGAAAAGUUCAUCAACAAGAUCAACAAGAAAGUGACGCAAUUAAAAAUUAACGAUCUAACGCGGGGCGACCAAGAUCUUUUGCGAAACCGGCUCAAAAUCGUUUGGGCGGAGCCAAACGACCAUGAUGGCUCGGCAACAAAAUGGCGAAAGGCUCGGGCCCAUCGUGCGUACAAGGAAAUUCAAGACGAAAGCGAUCAUUUACUUCUUGUUGUGGUGUUGGUCAUCGCGCCAACAGAAAUCGCUAAAACAAGUUUCGACGUCGUCCUGGACUACCUGCUCCGCCUGGAAACUUACAACCCAUAUCGUCUGCAAUUGAGUGCAGGUACAAAGAGGUUCUUUGAGUCAAUGGCCGCAGAACAGGGUUUUGCUAGCAACCGUCGCUACCUCAGUUUAAUACAGUCUUUAUUCCCUCAAAGUUUGUGGUCUUAUUUUUCCACAAAAAGAUAUAAAGCUGACUUGAACAGGCGAAGAACUGAGACGUGAGUCAUGUAGAUCUUCUUAGCAGAGAUACACUAUUGAUCUAAUACUGCAGAAAUACAACUGGCAUACACGAACAUACCGCUCGAGAACAUUGAUAAAUUGUUCUACAUAAUGCGGAAAGGAAUCGAAACAAGUAAACAAUGGAAUUCAGAGAGGGAGCGGGGCGAGA